AUGGCUGAUUCGAUCGAUGUACAUCCGUGGGCUGAGGGAGCAGAAGAAUUUAGGGGUCAGCGAUUGCUUCCCCAUGUUAUCGACUAUCAUGCUCACCAUGAUCCGGAUCGCGUAUUUGCCGCAAUUCCAAACACGGAGACCAUCGUCGAUGGUUUCCGCGAUGUCACUAUGAAGACAAUGGCCACUAUGAUCGACCAUAUGGCCUGGUGGCUAGACCGGACGCUUAAGGCCUCAUCAAAGAGCCAAACGCUGGCCUAUAUUGGUGCUAGCGAUCUCCGAUACACAAUUGUGUUUUGCGCGGCUAUCAAGUGUGGAUGGAGAACCUUUUUCAUUUCGACAGAAAACCCUGUCAUCUUGAGUUUGGGGCUCCUGCAACAGGCCGAUGUAUCAGCUUUGCUACAUGCCGAUGCCAUGCGUUCAACGGCAAAAGCAUUGCAAAAGUUCGAUCCGUCAAUGAAAUGUAAACAAGUCCCAUCUAUGGCGGAGCUGCUCAGAUCUGAGUCCGCUCCGUAUAUAUUUGAUGGCAAGUUUGCGUGCUUGAAGGAUCAACAUACUUUGCUAUUGCAUUCAUCUGGUUCCACAGCACCGCCGAAGCUGGUGAUGCUCACUCAUUCGGCGCUUUCUUGUACUGAUAAUGAUCCGCGAGUGCCUGUACCAGAAGGGCGAAAAGCCCAAAACGCUGCGCAAUUCAAUUUCAGUCCUCCAGCAAAAUUUUACGCCGCUUUCUCACCAUACUCUAUGGCUGGUGCUCACUCCUAUAUGCUUCUACCUGCAUUUUCACAGACUGCUGCAGUAGUAUUGGGUCCUUCCAACAUGCUACCGAGUGGUGAUCUCCUGAGCAGUGUGAUGAAACAGCAGGACAUUCGGGCCAUUUACCUUCCCCCAUCCAUUAUUGAGCAGUGGGCUAAAUAUUCAACUGCAUAUGAGCAAGCAAAGAAUCUUGACUUCAUUUUGUACGGUGGAGGUCCACUUGCGACAGCAGUUGGCGAUAAACUCAACAAAAUUACGGAUGUUUGCCAGACGUUUGGCUCACUGGACAUGGGCCACAUACAAAUGCUCGUGCCCCAGCCUGGAGACUGGGCGUACAUCGAGCCCAACCCAAUCGAAGAAUGCGAUAUGCAAGAGGUAGAUGAGGGUGUAUUUGAGAUGGUUUUGCAUUGUGACGAGAAGUUCCGAGGGCAACGGUCUCUGGAACAUAAUUACCCAGAUGUCACGGAAUGGCGGACCAAGGAUCUAUUCGUUCCUCACCCAGAAAAGCCUGGUCUGUGGCGCUUUCACUCACACACAAACGAUAUUAUCGUUCUCGCUAGCGGUGAUAAAGUAUGGCCCAUCCCCAUGGAGUCUACCUUGGUUGGAAAUCCCAACAUAAAUGGGGCUUUGAUGGUAGGCAAUCACCGGGCUGAAGUACUACUACUUGUCGAGCCAAAUCCAGGGCCCCAGGUGGACCGGAUGAGCAAGAAGGAGUUUCUGGACUCUAUCUGGCCAACUAUCGCUUUGGCCAAUGCAUCUGCGCCUGAUUACGGCAAAAUUCGGCGAUCGCGGAUUCUCCUCAGCCAGCCAAAUCUACCAUUCUUCAAGACUUCUAGGGGGACGAUUGCUCGCAAGCCAACAGAGUCUUUAUAUGCUGAGUGUAUUUCUGCGGCCUUUAUGGACGGAACUACCGAUGAGGAGAGUGAAAUUGGAAUUCUCGAGAGACAUUGGGUGGAUGAAGCCAAGAGGUUUAUUGGCUCUAUUCUUCAUGAUAUUCGCCCGGAUGUCCAGUUGAAAGAAACUGAUGAUUUCUUUGUGGCCAAGGCUAUGGACUCUCUCACUGUGCUGGAACUCGGUCAAAAGUUGAGACUGAGCCUUUCAAGUCGCAUUGACAAAGAGCAAAAUACGAUUAACUUUUGGGUACGCACAAUCUUUGGGAAUCCAACUAUCGACAGCCUCGCUAAAGCUACACUGGACGCUUUCUAUGUCCACGGGGGCUCGGUUUCAGACUCGCGAGCGUCGUCAAAGAACGUAGAAUUCCUCCUGGAAGAGAUGAUAUCCCAGCUGCCUGAGCCGACCAGCAAAGAGCCGUGCCUGCCUUUCCCCACAAAAGAAAUCAAGAUUGUCCUAAUUGGCUCACGUGGACGUGUUGCGCCAUUCCUUGUGAAAGACUUGCUUGAUAACCCUCGGGUAUCUGUCAUCAAAUGUCUCGAUCACUCAGCCCAAGCGGACAGCGAGACAUCGCCGUUCCGUACAGAUGAUAUGGGUCUCGAUGUCAACUCCAGUGAUCCGCGGUUACAGUUCUUCACCGUUGAAUUCUCUCAGCCAAACUUAAACCUCUCACAUAAGGAGCUGGAUGAGAUCUUCAGCGACGUCGACGUCAUCAUUCACAACAUGUGGACGUUAAACUUCUCCAUAUCCCUGAUAUCCUUCAAGCCAGUCAUGCUGCAAGGACUGCUGUCAGUCAUUGAUAUCGCGAACUGCGCCCCAUCUCAGCCACGCCUUGUUUUCAUUUCAAGCAUUACCACUAUUGAUUCAUGGGCUCAAGCAGUAUCUCCCAAUGUCCCAGUUCCGGAGGAGGUAGUCAAUUGUGCUGCUGCUGCAAAGUGGAAUGGCUAUUCCCAGUCUAAGCACAUUGCAGAGAGACUCCUCGCCGCUGCGGGUGCCAAACUCCAAAUCCCAAUCUCCAUCAUCAGAAUCGGCACGGUUGCAGGUCCUUCCAAGAUAACAGAAGAAGUCAAGUGGAAAAGCUGUGAUUGGAUGCACUCGAUUGCUAUUCUUUCUAAGGCAUGUGGCCUUAUCCCCGUGCAUACUGAUUCCAUCGAUUGGAUUCAUGUGGAUCAAGCAUCGCGAGUUAUUGAGGAAAUAUCGCUGCAAGAAAAGCACGAUUACCCAACUGGAACACCCAAUGUGCAGCUAUACAAUUUGAUACACCCACAGCCUCUUGAUUGGUCCGCUUUUUCAAACGCACUCCAAGGCUGUAUAUCUUCAUCGCAGCAAGUCGGUUUCCAGGAGUGGGUUGACCAUCUAGGAAGCCUUCUUCCAAACAAUCUAAGCAAAGAGGCAGAGGAUGAAAAGAUUCGUAUCUUACCAUUCUUCAAGUCUGUUGCGCAGAGGAACUUGGCGAAGUGUGACUUGCGCAAGAGCAAAGCUGCUAGCCCAACUAUGGCAGCGAUGGAACCGCUUGAUGAGCAGCUGUUGAUUCAAUGGUGUCAGGAUUGGACAGCAUAG
Penicillium taxi is the source of this 3201-nucleotide messenger RNA. RefSeq lists its product as uncharacterized. The transcript has 4 exons. NCBI's taxonomy places the organism in Eukaryota, Fungi, Ascomycota, Eurotiomycetes, Eurotiales, Aspergillaceae. The record is from RefSeq and is a predicted model, not a curated record. The coding region runs from base 1 to 3201 and encodes 1066 amino acids.